Molecule: messenger RNA, 2733 nt
Organism: Gekko japonicus
Lineage: Eukaryota; Metazoa; Chordata; Lepidosauria; Squamata; Gekkonidae
Product: zinc finger protein 91-like
Source: RefSeq, a predicted model, not a curated record
UUAUUAAUAUUCGCCAAAGGAUGUGUAAUAGAAAGAAAAUAUAUAAAUGCCAGAAAUGUGGGAAAAGUUUGAGGCAGAGAGCGCACCUUACAUCCCAUCGAAGAAUUCACACAGGGGAGAAACCACACAAAUGUCAGGACUGUGCGAAAAGCUUCAGUCGGAGUGACAGUCUUACUUCCCAUCAAAGAAUUCACACAGGGGAGAAACCACACAAAUGUCAGGACUGUGCGAAAAGCUUCAGUCGGAGUGACAGUCUUACUUCCCAUCAAAGAAUUCACACAGGGGAGAAACCACACAAAUGUCAGGACUGUGCGAAAAGCUUCAGUCGGAGUGACAGUCUUACUUCCCAUCAAAGAAUUCACACAGGGGAGAAACCAGACAAAUGCCUAGAUUGUGGCAAAAGUUUCAGUCAGAGUAACACUGUUAUCUCCCAUCAAAGUAUUCACACAGGGGAGAAACCAUACAAAUGCCUGGAGUGUGGGAAAAGAUUCAGUCGGAGUGACAGUCUUCCUUCCCAUCAAAGAAUUCACACAGGGGAAAAACCAUACAAAUGCCUGGUGUGUGGGGAAAGCUUCGGUCAGAGUGGACACCUUGCUUCCCAUCGAAGAAUUCAUACUGGGGAGAAACCAUACACAUGCCUCGAGUGUGAGAAACGCUUCCGUCACAGUUCUCGUCUUAUUUCCCAUCAAACAACACACACAAGAGAACCAUACAAAUGUCUGGAGUGUGGCAAAAGCUUCAGUCGGAGUGACAGUCUUACUUCCCAUCAAAGAAUCCACUCAGGGGAGAAGCCAUACAAAUGCCUGGAGUGUGGGGAAAGCUUCCGUCAAAGUGGACACCUUGCUUCCCAUCGGAGAAUUCACUCAGGGGAGAAACCAUACAAAUGCCUGGAGUGUGGGGAAAGCUUCCGUCAAAGUGGACACCUUGCUUCCCAUCGGAGAAUUCACUCAGGGGAGAAACCAUACAAAUGCCUGGAGUGUGGGGAAAGCUUCCGUCAAAGUGGACACCUUGCUUCCCAUCGGAGAAUUCACUCAGGGGAGAAACCAUACAAAUGCCUGGAGUGUGGGAAAAGAUUCAGUCGGAGUGACAGUCUUCCUUCCCAUCAAAGAAUUCACACAGGGGAAAAACCAUACAAAUGCCUGGUGUGUGGGGAAAGCUUCGGUCAGAGUGGACACCUUGCUUCCCAUCGAAGAAUUCAUACUGGGGAGAAACCAUACACAUGCCUCGAGUGUGAGAAACGCUUCCGUCACAGUUCUCGUCUUAUUUCCCAUCAAACAACACACACAAGAGAACCAUACAAAUGUCUGGAGUGUGGCAAAAGCUUCAGUCGGAGUGACAGUCUUACUUCCCAUCAAAGAAUCCACUCAGGGGAGAAGCCAUACAAAUGCCUGGAGUGUGGGGAAAGCUUCCGUCAAAGUGGACACCUUGCUUCCCAUCGGAGAAUUCACUCAGGGGAGAAACCAUACAAAUGCCUGGAGUGUGGGGAAAGCUUCCGUCAAAGAGGACACCUUGCUUCCCAUCAAAGAAUUCACACGGGGGAGAAUCCAUACUAAUGCCUAGAUUGUGGCAAAAGCUUCAGUCAGAGUAACACUGUUAUCUCCCAUCAAAGUAUUCACACAGGGGAGAAACCAUACAAAUGCCUGGAGUGUGGGAAAAGCUUCAGUCGGAUUGACACCCUUAUCUUCUACCGAAGAACUCACACAGGGGAGAGACCAUUCAAAUGCCUGCAGUGUGGGAAAAGUUUUGGAAGAACAUAUUACCUCAUCUACCAUCAAAGAAUUCACACAGGGGAGAAACCAAACAAAUGCCUGCAGUGUGGGGAAAGGUUCAGUCAGAGUAACAGUCUUACUUACCAUCAAAGAAUUCACACGGAGGAGAAACCAUACAAAUGCCUGGAGUGUGGGAAAAGCUUCUGUCAGCGUAAGAGUCUUCCUGCAAAUCAAAGAAUUCACACAGGGGAGAAACCAUACAAAUGCCUGGAUUGUGGGAAAAGCUUCAGUCAGAGUAACACUCUUAUCUCCCAUCAAAGUAUUCACACAGGGGAGAAACCAUACAAAUGCCUGGAGUAUGGGAAAAGCUUCAGUCGGAUUGACACCCUUAUCUUCCACCGAAGAACUCACACAGGGGAGAGACCAUACAAAUGCCUGCAGUGUGGGAAAAGUUUUGGAAGAACAUAUUACCUCAUCUACCAUCGAAGAAUUCACACAGGGGAAAAACCAUACAAAUGCCUGGACUGUGGGAAAAGCUUCAAUCAGUGUAAAAGUCUUAAUUCCCAUCAAAGAAUUCACACAGGGGAGAAACCAUACAAAUGCCUGGAGUGUGGGAAAAGCUUCAGUCACAGUAACAGUCUUACUUCCCAUCGAAGAAUUCACAAAGGGGAAAAACCAUACAAAUACCUGGAUUGUGGGGAAAGCUUCGUCGGAGGGGAGAGUCUUACUUCCCAUCAAAGAAAUCACACAGGGGAGAAACCAUACAAAUUCCUGGAAUGUCGGAAAAGCUUCAGUCAUAGUAAGAGACUUGCUUUCCAUCAAAGAAUUCAUACAGGGGAGAAACCAUACAAAUGCCUGGAGUGUGGGAAAAGCUUCUGUCAAAGUGGACACUUUGCUUCCCCCUGCACACUUUAACGGCCAUUAAAAAGUUCACAGAGAAACCAUACAAAGGUAUGGAGUGUGGGAUAAUCUGUGCUCACAGUAACGUUCUUACUUCCCAUAGAAGAAGCCACACGGGAGAAAC